Postia placenta MAD-698-R-SB12 is the source of this 2627-nucleotide messenger RNA. RefSeq lists its product as hypothetical. Gene Ontology annotation, molecular function: DNA-binding transcription factor activity, RNA polymerase II-specific; zinc ion binding. Lineage: Eukaryota; Fungi; Basidiomycota; Agaricomycetes; Polyporales; Adustoporiaceae. The coding region runs from base 108 to 2627 and encodes 839 amino acids. The record is from RefSeq and is a predicted model, not a curated record. The transcript is spliced from 7 exons. Gene Ontology annotation, biological process: regulation of DNA-templated transcription.
GUCGACAGCUUGUGCAUCGUACUCCGAUAUGAGUUCCUAGCUCCUUCUUUUGACAAAAAAUCGUGCGACGAGGACUGAGAGUUCGGGACGCAACAAACCGUUCCACAAUGGCGACUGAGGUAGACUCGUCGACCGCUACUGGUAUACCCAAUCCUGCUCUCGGCAAACCACUUCCGCCAUACGCGCUGGCUUGGGGACCAUCCGUGUGCCGCCCGGCUUUCCUGCCAAACACCUAUGACAAUCGCAUUGCUCCGGAAUACAUCUUUCUCAUUUCCGACACCGACACCGAGACGGAUGCUACCCCAAAUACAGGGAGAUAUGUGGUCAUUGAGCGAUGCGAUGGAUGCAGGGAUGUCAGACAGGCCUGCACACGGACACUGCCUGCCUGCUCGAGAUGUGUGGCGAGCAAGCGCGAGUGCAUUGUAUCGCAAAAGAUAUAUGUGGCUCUACCCAAUCCGAAAGUACCGCACACUAGAAAAGCGAAUCUCUCUAGCGUCGGCGUAGUGCGGGGUGAGGCAGUCGAGCGGGAACGCUCGUGUGCACUCAACGCCGAUUUGAGUAAGCGCAGGAAAGGCGCAAACAAACAGAAAGGGUCGAGGGAGCAGAGAAGAUUACUGCCCAAGACUGCGGUGCGCGAAAUCCGCUCGAAGAUCAAGAAGGCCGGUAUCAAACCAAGGUGGCCAUCUGAGCGACAGACAGGCAAGAAGAGGAGAGUCAUUAGCGGCCGUAAAGUCUCCGCAAAACCGAUGAUCUCGGAGUCUACAGCAUUUGCGCCCACGCCGCAGACUGGCGUAGUUUGGCUCCCAAUCUCUCCCACUCCCAAUUCUCCCACUCCCAAUGAAGCACUCCGGUCACCUCAGCAGCCGCUCCCCGGUCGCCCGCGCAUAUGGACCAGUAGCAAGCAUGACUUACGUAAAAUACUCCCAAACCUCGCACGGGAAGUGAACGGGCUUGUGUUCGGGGUCAGACAACUUGUACAAUCUGCUGAGGUGGAUGAGGCGCCAAAGUCCGCCGAAGCGGUGUACAGCAUCCCCCCUGUGAACCUAGACGACGUCGAACCUCAAAGGGUUUGCCAACCUACCCACCUUCACCCCUCGUUCCAGAUUGAUAUAGCAAUGCCUGGCUCUAUCUCCGCGUUUCAUUCCUACUCAUCGGCUUACGGCCCCUCUAUCGAUGCUCCGGGCGGUCUGGAUGGCAUAGCGCUGUACCGGAUAUCACCCGCACCAGACUCCGAGGAAGAAACAGCGGCAGGCACCGUAUCGCACGCGGUCUAUAAACAUCCCAGACAAUCUCAGUCCCCGUCCACAGUCUCCCAUCCGGUUUCAACCACUCAUACCUGGAUUAGCCCGAUAAAUGUACGGAAAGCUGUUGCCGGGCCCCAUCCCCCCGAUAUACAUGAUGCUUCUUCUCUCUCCUGCUCUACAAAUCUUUCGAACACGGUCCCGCGUGAUGUCACUGUCCAGCCUCAGCACAUCCACCAAUCCCAGGCAUUGUCUGAGGGACAAAGCAAACUGUUUUUACGGCACAAUUAUUACGAAGGAUAUGGACCGGAGCUCGGAAGUACAGAGCAUGUCUCAAGCCAGUCACGGUGUGAUUUCGUACUCCCUCUAUCAGCAAACAACUUCCCGUUUCAGGAUCUACGCGCGCCUACGACGGCUGCAUUCUCGCAGAUUGAAGCUGAUGCUGCAAUGCAUAAUCCGAGCGUCCUAUGGUGGCCUGGACAACUGUACGCAGACCUUUGUUACCUCCCACUGGGGACUUACGCUGAGGGCUGGCACCUUCUAGCUCCGCUGUCUUCGACGUCCCUACGGCGUACGCAGUCACACUAUGAGCAAGCGGCUCUAGAUGUCCACGUCUCGUUGCCCCUUGAGAAAAUGAAUGAUGUUGACGGCCUUCCAGAAGAAUCGCAGAUCGCGCGUCAGAGAUCUUCUUCACCUUCAGAAGCUGGCGAGUCACCCAGCAUUCCGCUCAGAUGUAUCACGUCUAGGACAACAACAACAGCUGAAGACACCGCGUCCUUAGCCUUACCGCUCGCCGGUUCGUCAGGCCUAGGGAAUGAUCAGGGGCAGUCGUCGGUGCAGCCUGAUGAAGUGCUAGAUACAACAUCGUAUGUCCCUGGCUGGUGGCCCGAGGAGAUCAAAGCCCUCGUCAACAACCAGACGCUGCAAAUUCCUAUCCGUGUAAUCUUGUGCCGAGAUUCGCCGCUAUUCCCGCUCUCUCUUCCACCCGAAUAUGGCUGUGUAUUUUUAGGCUUCUUCUACAUCAAAGAGGUCAGCAUGGUUGUCAUAGGCGACAAGGAACCGACACCUACCUCGGCGGCGGCCAGCCUUGAUCAUUGUCGUGAAAUCGGCGACCGCAUGUGCUGGGAUUUCAAGCUGGAAUGGACACCAGGAGGGGAGUUCGUGUACCCCUCGAUGGAUAUCCCGUUAGUGCCCUGGUGGGCGGUUGCACAAGAGGCUACACCAUAUACACAUCCACAGGGAGAUAUACCUCCUUUUACACUCCUCCCGUUGCACCUCCUCGCUGCCAAUGUUGCUUCGGAUUUUCAAUUCGAGAACGGCACGUCCGAGAACCACAGCGCCAACCAAUUGGCCUUGGGACAGGCCUACCAAGGGCAUCAACUCUAA